Messenger RNA from Grosmannia clavigera kw1407, 3795 nucleotides. RefSeq names its product nb-arc and tpr domain containing protein. The transcript has 5 exons. Lineage: Eukaryota; Fungi; Ascomycota; Sordariomycetes; Ophiostomatales; Ophiostomataceae. Gene Ontology annotation, molecular function: protein binding; ADP binding. The coding region runs from base 1 to 3795 and encodes 1264 amino acids. The record is from RefSeq and is a predicted model, not a curated record.
AUGACUCCAGCAAUAAACAAUACAGCCAGAAAACUUCAGGAGAGCCGCGGGCUGAGAGCCAGAGCUCCAGUUGCCGCUCAGUUUGAAGACUGUUUUCAGGCCUUCGUUCAGCUUUACGAUUCUCUGCAAGCCAACUCCUGCAACUUCGAUUCCACACCCAGUCUCCCUCCCGAGAACGGCGCCGACGAAAUCCCCCUUCAUGAACGUGCCGAGUAUUGCAGAAGAACUUUCAGCGCAUGGGGUAACGACAGCGGGGCGUCAUCGCGCGCGUUGGACCAUGCAUUGAAGGAAUCCCCGUCGUUGAUGCAGCAGACGUUGUACCUCCUCGGCGAGCUGUCAACAACUUUGGAACGAACAAAAGCGAGAGUUCUGCAGAUUGAGAACGACAGGAUCCUCAGUGGCAGAGUCGUGGCAGACGACCAAGACGCAGAAACCAGCACUGAAGCGUACCUUGAUGAGAUUCAAGAUAUUCUCACAUGUCUGCUCGAGCUUCUCCCGGUCCUGCGAUAUCCAAUGGUGGAAGAAACCGGCCAGGAACUUCUUCAAAUUUACGAUCCAGCACUUUACCCUGAAAGAAUGUAUCGAGACGUCGCAAGGACGAUGUUCCCUCAUGCGCCUGAUUAUUUGUGGAAUCGUCUCGCCCAGAACAAUAUACGGGCAAGAAAGAGGCUAGGGAAGUUGCGGUGCAGAAGCAAGGGCCUGAUGACGCAUGCAGACCAUAAACAGCAGACCAACAGUCUCAUGUUAUCACGGGCUGAGUAUCCUCUCUAUCCACGGGGUACCUUUAGAUCGCCUUACUCAUUCUCGUCAUCUUCGAACUUUGCUGCAACCGAAUCCGAUGGUGAGCUGACCGUGAAGGGGCCGCAUGCCUAUUAUGAGAAUUCAGGUGCCUCUGAUAUGGAUGCGUCGUCUAUGACCUCCACCAUGGAAUCGCAGCCACAUGUGCUGCAACAGCAAAUUCUCAACCAUAGGCUCCCAGACAAUCCGUCUCGCCAUGGGGACUACGGAAAAGCCGAAUGUCCUCUUUGCCAUUUUGACUUGCCAAUGGCAGAUAUUUCUGGAGACCUGAACGACAAGGAAUGGGCCGCUCAUGCAUAUCUCGAUCUGAGACCAUACGUGUGCACCUCUGAUCAGUGUGCACUCGAUAACAUACCCUUCGGCGACAAGGAUAUGUGGUUCCAGCACGAGAUGGACUUCCAUCGUUCUAAGAUGGAAUGGUCUUGUGUCUACUGUUCUGUUGCUUUUAGAGACGAAAAAGAAUUCGAGGAUCACCUUCUUUCAGCCCACGGCGGUCAUGCAGCUUUGAACAACACUUCUCUCCUGAUCGAUAGUUGCAAACGCUAUUCGGCCAUUCUCGCCUCCGUUCACAUUUGUGAUAUUUGUCUUGGGCAAUAUAACAACAUCAAUUCUCUGAAAAAUUGUCUUGCCGGCCACUUGGAGACGUUUGCGCGCGCUACCACACUUGGUAUAGACCAGAUUGGGGCUGAGCAAAACGACUAUGUAAAGAGAUUUAUCGCAGAACAGCGCAAGAUCCAUGAAAGCAGCGAUUUGGGAAUCGAUAAUGCUCUCUUCAAUUCCAGCUUGUCUGCAGACGACAAUGAAAGCAAAGUGGCAUUGUUCGUCAAAAAUCAGCAGCACAACGCCGCGAUGCUACGCUGUAACGUCCCCAAUCGUGACCACCAGUUCUUUGGCAGACAUGACAGCUUGUCGUCUGCACAUCUCACUUUGUCAACACUAAACAGGAUGUGUACAAUCACUGGCCGUCCUGGUAUAGGAAAGACGGCCGCUGCUAUUGAGUACUCAUACAAGUACGAGUCUGCAUACUCAUACACCUUCUGGGUUGAGGCUGAAAAUGAGGGCCGGCGUGCCGAAACAUACGGAAUGAUUGCUGCAAGCCUCAAGUUGGACAAGAAUGCAAUUCCGGACGAGAACUCCCGGACGUAUAUCAUCAGAGACGCUUUGACAAAUACGGACAAAGAAUGGCUACUCAUCUUCGACAAUGCUACCAGUUGGAAUGACAUAGCUCGAUAUAUUCCACCAAACCUGGCAGCCACAAAGGGUUCUGUACUCAUUACUACCCGCGACGAUAAUGCGCUAUCUAUUCCGGUCCGGUUUCAUCACAAGUCUGUAAGCCUAGACGCCUUGCCGUUGGAAGAUGCAUGCAGGUGCCUUCUUUCUGCCCUUCGUCCGGGACUGGGUGGAGAAAUGUUGGAGUACCAUCCAAACUACCAGCUAGCAACAAAAGUAGUUGAAGUCGUAAAAAGGCUCCCACUGGCAAUCACCAUUGUUGUGGGCUAUGUCAACAUGUCACGAUGUACGCUGGAUGAGUUCCUUGAGAUGUGGGAGGAAAAUGAUUCCCGGAUGAGGAAGAAAAGAGAGGCGCCAAAGUUGUUCGAUGAAACUGUAGAGGUUUACGGCACAAUCGAUGCUCUGUGGGAGAUCGGAAUUCGAGAAGUCGACAGGAACAGCAGGCGCCUCCUGGACAUCAUGUCGUUUCUAGAUUCAGAAGGCACGCCGAAAACCCUUCUGAUUGGUGAUCACAAAGAAGAGUUUCUCGAAUUUUUGCAUGAGUCCGAAACCAUAAGUUUCAAAAGAAUGAUCAAACAGCUGAGCGGCCGUCGGCUGAUUCACGUGAAACGGUCUGGGGAUGAUGAACCGAGCUACGGUAUACACAGGCUUCUCCAAAAGCAAAUCCACCUUGAUAUGAAUGAUUACAGCUUCGCCGACUCUUUCCGGAAAGCUUUUCAUCUGUUGCGCAAGCGGUUUCCCCGGGCAGACCCAGCCCAAAUCCCUCGACCAGCAACCUGGGUCAUCUGCGAGCAGUACAUGCGCCAUGUGUCGAGCUUUCAUCGCACAUUCAUGAAGAACUCCCACAGAACUACAAUCGAUAAGCUCAAGACAUUAGAACUAGCUGAGCUAUUCUAUGAUGCCGGGUUUUAUGUCUGGUCUCGCCAAACUACUGGCUACAACGGCCUGGAUUUUUUGGCGAGCGCGGAAGCCAUUCUCAAUGACAACAACUUUGAGGCCGACGAAAUGCUCCGUGCAAACAUCCACUGCAUGACGGGACUCCUACUCCUGAAUAUCGGGGUCAUGGGUCGUAGGAAGGGUACCGAGCGCCUCCAAGAGGCCAGAAGAAUUCGCAGAAUCAUCUUCAAGAAAGACCCCACCCGGCAAAAAGAUGUCAUGUACAGAAAUGCGACGAAUGACUACGCUCUCUGUCUUCUCAACAAGCACCAGUUCGACGAGGCAGGAAGACUUUUCAGAGCGUGCUUCGAGAGAUACCAAGUUUGGGGUAGUGAGAAGGACAACCCUUUUGAGUAUUCAAAAUACUACGGCAACUACAGUGUGAUUCUCAUGUGGCAGGGAAAGACUCAGGAAGCGAUCGAUUCUAUGAAGAGAUGCAUGGAGUACACUGAAAAGUUCAGCGGUAGGAAGGCGCAAUAUUACCGCCGCCAGUUCAUGCUUGCCUGCCUUCUACUCCAGCAUGGAGAUGAGCAAGGCGCACUUGACAUGCAUCUUACAACUCUCAAGGCUCGGCUUGAGUUGCACGGAAAACUUCAUGAAUUCACCAUGGAUAGCACGUAUGCGGUCGGUCACACUUGUAUUGAAUGCGCAAAGAAUUCCAAAUGGCCCGAAGAAGCCCUUGGCAGGGCAAAGCUUAACCUGGCCGAGCUGUACGAAAAGGAGGGAAUUGGAGGAGCAAAUCAAAUACAGGCGUUGCGAGUGGAAGCAAAGGUGGUCUCGGACAAAUACUCGCAGUACACUGCGAGACAAACUGGUACAAACGACGAGUAG